Fraxinus pennsylvanica is the source of this 825-nucleotide messenger RNA. The record is from the annotation of a GenBank genome assembly. Lineage: Eukaryota; Viridiplantae; Streptophyta; Magnoliopsida; Lamiales; Oleaceae.
AUGUUAGCACUGUUGAGGAAUGGAGACUCGUGGCUGAAGAAAUUGUUGGGAAAAAUGGGGGUAUCAAUUGGAGUGCUAGGAAUUGUGGAUUGGCCUGGUCUUGGAUACUCUGACAGACCUAAGCUUGAUUAUAAUGCUGAUGUUAUGGAGAAGUUUCUGGUGGAUUUCAUCAGCGCUCCUGAUAGUCCUAUUGUUAGCUCUGCCUCAGAUAAUGACUGUGUGGUCUUUGGGGGAGGGCGUGCUGCAACUAUAGCAGUUCGUGCUGCAAAGAAGGGUUUGGUGAAGCCAAAAGCCAUUGCUGCUGUUGCACCCGCCUGGGCUUGUCCCCUUCCCAUUGUGUUUGGUAGAGAUUCUAGUAUGGAAUCAAGGUAUGGGCUAUUAAGAGAGACCUUAAGGGCCCCUGCUGUAGGUUGGAUGAUGUACAAUGUGCUUGUUAGCAAUGAGAAGGCAAUCCAAUCCCAGUACAAAUCCCACGUAUAUGCAAAUCCUGAAAAUGUAACUCCUAGUAUUGUUGAGAGCAGAUAUGCACUUACGAAACAGAAAGGCGCUCGUUAUGUGCCUGCUGCUUUCAUGACUGGAUUGCUCGAUCCGGUAAAUUCUAGGGAGGAAUUCGUUGAACUAUUUGCAGGACUAAAAGAAGAUAUCCCUGUCUUAGUUAUGUCGACUGCAAGCGCACCCAAGAGAUCAAAAGCAGAAAUGGAAUCUCUCAGGGGAGCAAAAGGGGUCAGCAAAUUUGUUGAGGUACCAGGUGCUCUCCUGCCACAAGAAGAGUAUCCCCAAAUAGUUGCAGAAGAGAUAUAUAGAUUUUUACUUGGAGAAUUUUGA